AUGGCUACUACACACCGUGAGCAUCUUCCGGGCGCCUAUCCCGACUCCAACCCGGCCACCCCCAACGAGCAGGGCCAGGCGGCGCCGCUGAACCAGAGCUACAUCCAAGGCCACGACCAGCGAAACAAGCUUCACAAGUCCACCAACCCCCGCUCCCACAACUUUUCCGACUCCCGCCUUGGCAGCAUCGAGUCCCAACCCAUCGAGAACGAGUCCGAAAUCAGCCAGAGACACUUCUACGGAAACUCGUCAGGCGAAGCCGUUGGCGGCGGCUUCUACAACCACGGCAAUGAUCCGACCAUGUCCAACUCCCAGCACCCGCGUGUCUCCCAAGUCCCGCAGCGCACCCUCCCCAUGGAGGACACAGACCGAGAGGCCGCUUUUGGCGACCAACACGAAUACACCUUUUCCAAGCCCGUUCCGACCGACGCUCGCCAAGCUCCCGAACAGGGUUUCCGUCAAGUCGACUCCCGCCCCGAGGUUGACUCCCACCCCGACGUGGCUACCUCCAGCCAAGGCGCCGACGAGCAGCUUUCCAACAUCGGCGACAAGUCCAGCAACGACGACGCCACCUCGCGCACUAGCCACACCAGCGGUGCUGCCCCUUACUGGGGAGAUCUUCCCAAGGCCUCCCAAGGCGGUAUUUACAACACGGUCACCGGUCAUGGCAGUGCUCGGGAUGAUCAUGAUGAGCACCAUCACCUACCUCAAAACAGUCAAAGGUCAGCAGAAGACUCUGACAGCAGGUUACACAUUACGGGCCUCGGUACUGACGUUCCAAGUGGUGGCGUUUACAACACUGUCGCGGGCCAUGGAAGCAACGACGAGGAGAGCAGGCGUCAUCUGGAGGACAGCAACAACAACAACAAUAACCUUAAGGUGAAUAUUCCUGAGCCUGGUCAUGUCGGCGCACCUACUAUUAAAAGCACCGAUGCUGUCCUUGAUGCGCCGUUGGCUGCUGUCCCCGAGGACAAGACGUUGGCUUCUGACAGCUUCUCUCAGGUGCCCACUACAUCUGCUGGCUCCAACGCCCAGAACAGUGACGUCAAGGCCCAACGCGCUUUUCCCUUGGCUGCCAAGCACGCGACCACUGCUGACGUCGCUAUGGCCAAGGACGAUGCUGCCUCGUCUCCCAACCAGCACCCUUUGCGUCACAAGGAUGCGUUUGUUGCCGGCGCUGCUGGUCUUGGUGCGGGUGCCGCCGCCUCCCAUCUGGCCAAGAAGCACCAGGAUGAUGAGCUCCGCCAUAUUAAGGACAGGGACACCCAUCCUAGUGGUGCUGCCGCUGUCAGUCACAGAAGGAAGAGCCAGGAACUCAACGAGGCCGGCGUCAUCCCCAUUUCUGGCAGCACGUUGGAGAAAAUGAAGGCCAAGGAGGAGGAGAAGCCCCUUGGAGAAGAUACCCUCGAUGUUUGGGACAUCACCCCGGAGAACUUGCAAAAGCCCGCGACCCGCCACACUGCCCACGACGCGAAUGUCCAGAAGCCUGCUGCUGAGCACAGACUCGCAAAGGAGCCAUCGCCCGCUGAGAGCAGGCGCAGCGAGGACUCAUCCUCCAAGGGAGAGAAGAAGCACCGCGGUCUUCUCGGCAUCUUCCACCGCCACAAGGACGACAAGGAAGAGCACACCACCACCACUGAGCCUCCCAAGAGUCCCAAAGACAAGGGCCACAACAAGUUGGCGAAGAAGGAUGCUGCUUUGGCCGGCACUGGAGCUGCUGCUGGCUACGGUCUUGCCCACCACCACAAGAAGGACGACAAGGACGCCGCCAACCAGAACCAGCGCAAGUCUUUCUCUGGACCUUCUGCCAACCAGCCUACCGAACUGGACCAGAAGCGCAGGGCUUCCGAGGCCGCUCCUAUUUCCCACCGCCGAAACGCCAGCGACCCUCAGAGCUCAAUCCCCCCUGUUCCUGCAGUCGGCGUUGUGUCUACUGGCGCUCCUUCCCAUGGCAUUUCCCAGGCUCAGCGUGAACAUGCCCCUGCUAGCAAGAUCCCCGUCGCCGCGGAUCACAGCACUCAGGACAGGCUGAACAGCAACACGGCCCGUGCUGGCAUGGCUGGUGCCACUCUUGCCGGCGUCGCUGGUGGCAUCGGUGCUGCCAAGUACGCUUCUGCCCAAGAUGACAAGGAGACCGUCCAUCCUAAGCAAGACGUUUCUCACGUUGCCAGUGGCGUCGGUGCUCCCGCUGCUGCCGGUACCGGCCCUGUGACUUCGGGCGGCUUGUAUCACACUGAGAAACCUCGCCAGGCUCCUGCUGAUCUUGAGCAUCCUAGACAUGCGCCUUCUCCCCCAACUCAGCAUGCUGCUGACUUCAGUGCUAACCCUUCCGGAGUGAAGCCCAAUGAGAAGCUCGCCAGGAACACUGCCCAGGAACCCGGCUACAACAUCCUCAUGUCCGGUACUCCCUCCGGUGCUCAGCCCAUGUCCACCCAUGUCCAUGGCGGCAAGCACGCGAAGACUGCCAAUGAGCCUGGCAACUACAACAAGCUCGCGUCCGGUACUCCUUCGGGCCCCGGCGACUACAACCACCUCAACACGGGAACUCCUUCCGGCGUUGCCAUGAACACUGCGAACGUAGGCCGUGCCCGUUCUGAGGAUCAGCCCCGCACUGCCCAGCAGCCAGGUAACCACAAGCAUCUCGCUACCGGCACUCCCUCCGGCGUCAUCGCCGGCGCCACUUCUCAGCCUUCCGCUCGCCGUGCCUCCGAGGGCGUCAAGCGCAACGCUCCCGCCGCCGGCAGGAACGAUUCUGAAGAAGGUCCCUACAACGUCCUCGCAUCCGGCACUCCCUCGGGCGUCAAGAUCUCUCCCCACCACUCCCGCCAUGGCUCUCGCUCGACCGGCCCGGCCGAGAUGACCGAGCCCGUCACCCACGCCGACAGCCAGGACAAGGACGGCAUCUACCGCACCCUCGCCUCUGGCACUGCCACCGGUGUGAACGUUGCCGCCAUGCACGAAAACCGUGACAAGGCCAAGGAUGAUAUCAAGGACGAGAUCCACGAGCAGAGCACCAUGAACACUCCGUCUGCCAAGGCCGGUGCCAACCAGCGCGGUCUCCCCCCUGCCGAGUCGCAGCCGAUCGCUGCUCUGCCCCCAGCUGAGUCGCAGCCCAUCGCUGCCCUCCCGCCAGCUGAGUCUCAGUCCGGUCACUCCGCCAUCCUCCUCCCUGCCCCCGAGCACCACCAGAACCAGAACCAGAACCAGGUCGCCGACCUAUCUGCCACACCCACGCAGAGGCGCACCCAAGACCAAUACAAGCCCGUCCUCUCCGCCGAGCCUCCCCAGCACUUCAUGUCCCCCGAAGUGAUGCCAGACGCUUACACCACCUCCGUUCCCGGCCGCAACUCCGGUGCCGGAUCCGGUCCCGCUGUCGCCCCUGCGAGCACGGAGCCUAUGUGCGCUAAGCACAUGAGUCCGAAUGUGAUGCCAGACGCCUACACCGCGUCCGCCCCGGGCCACUCGGGCGCUGAGAAGCUGAACAGCAUCCCCGAGUCGACCACUGGCCGUGCCUACCCCGCUGCUGCCCAGCCGGAGGGCGUGAAGCAUAUGUCUCCUGAGGAGAUGCCGAGCGCUUAUACUACCUCUGCGCCGGGACAUUCUGGUGCUGAGAAGCUCGCUGAGCCUGAGACCAUGGCUCCGCGCUCCGCCAUCAACCCCGCGCUGGCGGCGGCUAGUGGGGCUUGGGCUGCUUCCAAUGUUGGGAGUGGACAGAAGGGCUUGAAUGAAAGUGCUUCUGGUAAGCAACAGCGCAUUCACAAGCCGGUGCUUCACAAGUGCCAGCAUUGCGGAAAAGAUAAUGACGUUAGUGGUGUUUUGGAAACAGCUUUGAAGGGUGAGAGUGAGAGUGGUCGUCAGUACUAA
Neurospora tetraspora is the source of this 3864-nucleotide messenger RNA. RefSeq lists its product as uncharacterized. The record is from RefSeq and is a predicted model, not a curated record. The coding region runs from base 1 to 3864 and encodes 1287 amino acids. NCBI's taxonomy places the organism in Eukaryota, Fungi, Ascomycota, Sordariomycetes, Sordariales, Sordariaceae. The transcript is spliced from 2 exons.